AUGACGAAGUUGGCAGGAUACGGCGAGGAUGAAAGUUGGAUCUCACACAAUGAGAUCAUAGAGAGUUAUCUCCGGCCAAAGAUUGAAGGAAAAGCAGUGGCGAUUCCGGGGUUGGUUGUGGAAUUGGGGGAGGAAUUGUACACUCGAGAGCCGUGGCUGCUUCCGCAGACAGCACAUCCCGUCCUUAACCCUCGAGAGUGGUUCUACUUUGGGAGAAAGAAACCAAAUCAUCGCAUCUUUGAAGGAGUUGAUCACGAAGGGGCGUGGGUUGUACUUAGCGGUCGCUGCCCGAUCCGAUCCGAGGAGACUGGUGAAAUAGUUGGGGCAACGAUGAGAUUCAGAUAUGGCUUCAGGAACAAGGGUGAGAGUACAAGCCUGAGGUGA
This is a messenger RNA of Brassica napus (rape), 384 nucleotides long. RefSeq lists its product as uncharacterized. The record is from RefSeq and is a predicted model, not a curated record. The transcript has a single exon. The coding region runs from base 1 to 384 and encodes 127 amino acids. Gene Ontology annotation, biological process: regulation of DNA-templated transcription. Gene Ontology annotation, molecular function: DNA binding. NCBI's taxonomy places the organism in Eukaryota, Viridiplantae, Streptophyta, Magnoliopsida, Brassicales, Brassicaceae.